AUGGACGAUUCCUUUGAACCCAUACAGUGGCCGUUCUGGUCGCUGCUCGUCCUCUUCUGGAAAGAAAUUCACCUUUUAACCCUCUUCCCCAAAGGGCUCUGCCAAUCCAAGACUUCAGUCAACAAUGAGACUAUCAGCGAGUCCCCUAAGUUCAAUCCUGAAGAGGUCAUUGCCCACUGCUUCAAGCGGUUCAAGCAGAGCAAGUUCCACCUGCCUCCAAGCCGGCGGCGGGUCAUCGUUGUGCCUCCCGGGGAGGACCAGACACCCAUCAAUCCCAUACCCCAACCCCAGGCACCCCCACAGUUCGUCUCCAGCUUCAAAGCCCUGGAGGAUGGAGAUAUCCAGCCAGAGGAUAGUAAGACCUGGGUGAGCAAAAGGGUAAAGCUACGGAAGGAUCUGGAGUCCUUCGGUGAUGUAAAGAGGUGGCUAACCAACAAGUCCGUCCUCACACCUUCAGAGGCCAAGGUCUUAGACACGGUCCGCAGGAAGGAGAAUCUCCGAUUGGAAACCUUCAUGCCUACUCCCAGGAGCUCCAAGAAGAAGAUCCACCGACUUGCCCACCGCAUGGUGCCCCAGCUGCGGCUGCCCAGGCCCUCAGCCCUGUUUGCCAUGUACUCCUACCUACAAAGUCGUAAGAUCAAGAUUUUGGAUAUCUUCCGCAAGGUGGAUCACCGUGGAAACUUGAAGAUCUCCAGGGAGGAGUUCAUCGAGACCCUAAAGACACUCAGAGUCCCUCUGAAGUACCAAGAAGUAGAGGAUAUAGUGAUCUAUCUCAGCUCUCUUGGGAGGCACAACAGCAUUACCACGGAAAUCCUGGCCAACACCUACAAGCAGUGGUGCUCGACUCAGAAGAGCCCCGUUCCCGCCCCACAGGAAAACAUGGCCAAGAACAGAGCUUCCCCAAAGAACCUGUACAAGCAGGAAGCGGAUUCAGAUGCACAGUCUCCCGAGAAUGACCUGCUGGUGGUGCCCAUGCUUGACACCUACAUGGAGUCACGGCCCAUGUCCACACAGGAGAUGGAGGAGGCAGGCAAAUGGUACCGCAAUCGGAGGCAGCAGCCAAAGCUCCCCAUCCCCUCCAUCCAGUUCAUGGAGCGGUGCCGCCUGGUGCGCUGUGGAAACAGGCGCAUGGACGAGCACUGCCUGCCGUCCACCAUGCGUGGGGAGAUGAACAUGCUCAUUGGCAUAGUCCGCAGGGACGACUUUCUGGUCUACCUGGAGUGCUGUAAGCUCUGUGAGCUCUAUGGCAUCCCGCUGACAGAGGACAUCCUCAUGAAAGCGCUGCUCUACCCCGGAGACAAGGUCAUUUUCCAGCAUGACCAGGUGCGCCAGAUCCGGCAGCCCGGAGGGUACUACUCUGACUGGAAGAUCGUACCUCCGAAGCUGGCUCUGCUCAGGGAACGCUGCCUCUUUGAGUCUGAAGCCAAGAAGACUGACAAGAAAAUGCCAAAGAAAAUCAAGAAAAUGGCCUUUAAGGAAUUUGAGGAAUUCACCAGGAAGGUGAAGGGGGCUGGUGGUCUGCAGCAAACCCACCCCAAUUCAUUCUGGCCGGGGCACCUUCUGGAUAAACUGUAUCUCUACCUACCCACUGUGGCCACUGACAGGAGCCUGGCGCUCUUUAGUUGUGUCCAACGCCCGUCCCAUGCCUACGCAGCCACCUACCAUCCUGACCACUGGUGGCCCGUGAAGGAGAACUACAUGACCCAUGCCUAUUAUGAUGCUGCCAAGGUCUACCACAUCAACUAG
This is a messenger RNA of Otolemur garnettii (small-eared galago), 1746 nucleotides long. It is a transcript of the gene EFCAB12, whose product is annotated as EF-hand calcium binding domain 12. The transcript has 9 exons. Bases 1 to 1746 code for a protein of 581 amino acids. NCBI's taxonomy places the organism in Eukaryota, Metazoa, Chordata, Mammalia, Primates, Galagidae. The record is from RefSeq and is a predicted model, not a curated record. Gene Ontology annotation, molecular function: calcium ion binding.